Messenger RNA from Fusarium coffeatum, 3726 nucleotides. RefSeq lists its product as uncharacterized. The coding region runs from base 1 to 3726 and encodes 1241 amino acids. The record is from RefSeq and is a predicted model, not a curated record. Gene Ontology annotation, biological process: intracellular signal transduction. The transcript is spliced from 3 exons. Lineage: Eukaryota; Fungi; Ascomycota; Sordariomycetes; Hypocreales; Nectriaceae. Gene Ontology annotation, molecular function: guanyl-nucleotide exchange factor activity.
AUGUCCAACUACGGUUACGAUCCUCGAGGAGCUCCUCAACGACCACCUCAAAGGGGCUACGGCGAUAAUAACUACGGUCAACGAGAUGCUGCCUUUUCUAACAUAUUUGGCUCCGAUCCCCCUCCCGGCCGAUCUCAAACAAUGACUUCGUCCUCCUCCAUGCCUCCGUCCAUGAUGGACCCUGGCCGCACUCAGACCAUGUCCUCCAUGUCCUCCGGUAUGCAGAGGCAGCCACCGCCUCGUGCCCCCCCGGGUCAUUAUGGUGACCACCCGAACGCCGGCAGAACUCGAACAAUGGACAGCAAUAGCAUGAUGGGAAAUGGUUACUAUCCUAGCCAACGUUCGGCAUCCGGCGGACAGCAGAUGCCACCUCAUUAUAUGCAGCAACAACAACCACACCAGGCGAGACGUCCGUAUCCUGGACCUGGACCUGGCCCUGGAGGACCGGCACCUCCGCGAAUGGAUCCCAGAGGCCCUCCUCCGCAGCAAGCUCCUGGUCCCAGGACGCCAGCUCAGCGUUUUUAUCAAGGAGGACCAGCGCCCGCUAUGAACAAUGAUCCUUAUCGCUCACAAUCCCUUGCUUCUGCUCCUCGGCAGCCCAUGUAUCAUCCUCCUCCAAGCGCAUACCAGCAGGCCCCCGCAAACCACCUCCGCCAGGCCCCAUACGCGCAGCAGAGCUCGGCCAGGACCACUGCUCAAGGACGAAUCGUGCCAGAGCGUCAUGAGGAUCGUACUAUGUCUCUGACUGGCAACUAUCAACCUCAGAGCAUGGAUGCCCAUCAGACUAUGAGUGGCCGAGUUAUACCUAAUAGGCGAGCACCAACAGAGCUGCCUGCCACCAAUGGAUACCCCAACUCGAUGCCUCAUGCUCCUGGAGCACAAACCCGAACAUCCAGCAUGGUUUCGUCUAGUGGCGGCGGCGAUCACGGCAGGACAAUGUCGAUGGCCUCUACCAUAGCACCAACCAUCACCCCCUCCGAGUCAGAUGCAUCCACACUGGCUCAGCGGCCUACCAGGAGCAAGUCGAUAGAGAGCGAACGACCCCCAACUGCGACCAAAAUUCGACCCCCCCUCGUAUAUCCCGCCCUUCUGUCUCGAGUUGGAGAAUGCUUCCGCAAAAAGAUCAUUGUCGGCGACCGUACAAAGAACGAAUUGACAUACAAGAAUGCCUUCAGUGGAUCUGAAGCAGUGGAUGUUCUAUCAUACAUUAUUAGAACCACCGAUCGCAACCUUGCUUUGCUGCUGGGACGAGCGUUGGAUGCCCAGAAGUUCUUUCACGAUGUUACUUAUGAACACCGCCUACGAGACUCCCAAUCGGAAAUGUAUCAGUUUAGGGAGACACUAAUGGACGAGCCAGAAGACAAGCCUGCGGUUAAUGGUGUAUUUGUCCUUCUUUCUGAAUGUUACUCCCCGACUUGUACUAGGGAUCAACUCUGUUAUUCUAUCGCCUGUCCUCGACGCCUGGAGCAAGUUUCUAGGCUCAAUCUCAAGAUCAACCCCGGCCUGCGAAAGGAGGACGCCGUCAACGCCGUUGAUGACGAAGCGGACCAGACUGACGAGCAGAAACUUUGGAUCAACUCAGUCCCUAAGGAAGUUGCCGAGAAGGUGGGAGAUCGAGAAAAGAAGAGGCAGGAGGUCAUUUCAGAGAUCUGCUAUACCGAACGAGACUUUGUUAAGGAUUUGGAAUAUUUGCGAGACUUUUGGAUUCUACCUUUGCGAUCAAAGGCUUCGCCAGUACCUGUCCAGCGUCGCGAAAAGGUUGUCAAGACCAUCUUCAGUAACAUUAUCGACCAUCCUAGCAUUCAUACCGUCAGUUCCCGAUUUGCCUCUGGAUUGACGACUCGACAGCAAAAGGAACCUAUUGUGCACAACAUUGGUGAUAUCUUCUUGGAGUAUGUUCCUCAGUUCGAACCCUUCAUCUUGUACGGUUCGAAACAAUUGGAAGGAAAGUUCGAGUUUGAGAAUGAAAGAUCACUGAAUCCUUAUUUUGGCAAGUUCGUGGAUGAGAUUGAAAGGCGCAAGGAAUCAAGAAAGCUUGAGCUGAACGGUUAUCUGACUAAGCCAACAACCCGUCUGGCUCGUUAUCCCUUGCUACUCGAGAACGUCUUGAAGUACACAGAAGACGACAACCCUGACAAGGAGGAUAUUCCCAAGGUCCUAGUCAUGAUUCGAGAUAUCCUGGGCCGAGUCAACGCAGAGUCCGGAAAGGCUGAGAACCGAUUCAACCUUAGACGACUUCACGAACAGCUUCGAUUCAGGCCCAACGAGAGGGUAGAUCUUCGACUCACUGAAGAAGGCCGCGAGAUGGUCUUUAAGUGCCAGUUUAAGAAGACACCCACCGAUCCUGCCGAAAUUACAGCCUUCCUGUUCGAUCACGCCGUCCUCCUGGUCCGUAUCAAGCAAACAGGCAAGGCUGAAGAAAUUAAAGCAUACCGCCGACCCAUUCCUUUGGAACUUCUUGCAAUUAAGGAAAUGGAUGAAGUCAUUCCAAAGGAUGGUAACAUGAAGCGGACUUCGUCAAGCUUGAUUCCUUCGAUUCGCAACAAUGUCAACAACGAUCCAGCAAGGAAAGAAGGCUGGCCGAUAACGUUCCGCCAUCUUGGAAAAGCCGGCUAUGAACUGACGCUUUUUGCAGCGAACCAGGCGACACGCCAGAAAUGGCUUGAAUUCAUUCACACCGCGCAGGAACGUCUCCGGUCCCGAGCGGACUUCUUCAACACCACAGUUAUAUCAAGCAGGUUUUUCGCUGGUACUAACCGAGUUAACUGUGUUACGCCAUUCGAUGGUGGUCGUAAACUACUGUACGGCACAGACAGCGGUGUCUACCUCUCCGAUCGUAAGGUGAAGGAUCAGGUACCUCGCCGCGUUUUGGAGACUGCUAGUGUUACUCAGAUUGAUAUUCUUGAGGAAUAUCAACUCCUCUUGGUUUUAUCUAACAAGACACUGCAGUCAUAUCCUGUCUCAGCCCUCAAUCCCGAUGAGCCCGCAUUGUCUAGGAGGCCUAAGAAGAUCCAGAGCCAUUGCAGUUUCUUUAAGACGGGAAUUUGCUUGGGUAGACAUCUGGUCUGCUGUGUCAAAUCAUCCGCCCUUUCUACUACGAUCAAGGUUUUUGAGCCUAACGACGCCAUGACCAAGGCCAAGAAACAGAAGGGUAUAGGCAAGUUUAUGAGCGGCGGACACGAUGAACUUAAGCCGUUCAAGGAAUUCUACAUUCCCACCGAGUCGUCGUCUGUUCACUUCCUCAAGUCCAAGCUUUGCGUUGCCUGCGCUCGAGGCUUCGAGGUUGUUUCCCUUGAGACCCUCGAGACACAGUCUCUGCUUGACCAGGCUGAUACUUCGCUCGACUUUGUGGCCCGUAAAGAAGGAGUCAAGCCGAUUCACAUCGAACGACUUAACGGGGAGUUCUUGCUUAACUACUCGGAAUUCUCCUUCUUUGUUAACCGCAAUGGAUGGAGGGCUCGACCUGAAUGGCGAAUUGAUUGGGAGGGCACGCCGCAAAGCUUUGCGCUCAGCUAUCCUUGGAUUCUUGCGUUUGAACCGAACUUUAUUGAGCUUCGUAAUAUGGAGAACGGUGCUGUGCAUAUCGUUCCUCGCAAGAACAUUCGUAUGCUGCAUAGUAGCACACACGAAAUCUUGUUUGCCCACGAGGAUGACAAAGGAGAUGACGUUGUCGAGGCCAUCGACUUUUGGAAGAGCAACCACAAGUCAGAAUUACUCGGUUCAUAA